Molecule: messenger RNA, 11143 nt
Organism: Loxodonta africana (African savanna elephant)
Lineage: Eukaryota; Metazoa; Chordata; Mammalia; Proboscidea; Elephantidae
Product: cytochrome c oxidase subunit 6A2, mitochondrial
Exons: 3
Coding region: 36-329 (97 amino acids)
Biological process (GO): mitochondrial electron transport, cytochrome c to oxygen
Cellular component (GO): mitochondrial inner membrane
Molecular function (GO): enzyme regulator activity
Source: RefSeq, a predicted model, not a curated record
GGACAGUGCUGUCGUUUUCAGCUUCUGUCACAGCAAUGGCUCUGCCUCUGAGGUCCUUGAGCCGGGGCUUAGCGACUGCAGCCAAGGGAGACCACGGAGGAGCUGGAGCCAAAACCUGGCGCCUCCUGAGCUUCAUGCUGGCGCUCCCGAGCGUGGCCAUCUGCACCAUCAACUCCUGGCUCCACUCGGGCCACCGCGCGCGCCCUGAGUUCAUCCCCUACCACCACCUCCGUAUCCGCACCAAGCCCUACUCCUGGGGUGACGGCAACCACACUCUCUUCCACAAUCCCCGCGUCAACGCUCUUCCCACCGGCUACGAAACUCCCUGAGGCCCUGGCGCAAUAAAGGACUAAACGCUUCGUGUCGGCAGGCUCAGUGGGGAGAGUGGGGUGGCGCGGUGGGUGCGUGGAGGCUUUGGCAGGAGUUGCAUUUGGCUCAUGCGCACAGAGUGGUCUGCGUUCCACGUGCGUCCUGAGGCUGUAGCUUUUCCCACCGUGUCCCUGAUUUGGAAGGUGCAGGAGGGCACAGUGGUUAAGAGCUAAGCUGCUAACCAAAAGGUCGGCAGUUUGAAUCCACCAGCCGCUCCUUGGAAACUCUGUGGGGCAGCUCUACUCUGUCCUAUAGGGUCCCUAUGGGUCGGAAUUGACUCCACUUGGCAGCAGGUUUUUGGUUUUUUGGAGGGAUGAACAGGUUGGGGAUCCUGGCCCCCUCUCCUUUUACCUAUUAAUGAUGAGAGUUGUAGACCAUAAAAGGCUUUGGCAUACACUGAAUCUUCACAGUAACUCUGGGAGGAAGAUAUAAUUUUUGUUCUCAUUCCUCGCAGGAGGAAACCGAGAUUCUCGGUGAUUAAAUGACUUGUUUAAGUUCAGGCAGCUCAUCAGAGGCCCCACCAGACCCAAGUCUGUAGACCUUGAAGUACCACUUUUCGCCAGACACAAAUUGCCCAAACUGAGAGCAUCUGUGAAUCCUGAUUAUUUCAAGAGAACCCUAAUUUCAAACAUAGGAUCAAUCUACAGUCCAAUCUGUGAGGCUCUAUAACCUAAUUCUGGAUUUGGAAUAUUUUGGUUGUUCUCUGUGACCACAUUAAAUGGAUCUUCUGUAUUAGUUUGGGACAUCAGAUGUCCUUUCUGGAAGCCGACCCUCUUGGCUUCUGGGGACCCCAUUCAAGGGGAACAUUGGUUUAAACAAUCUCUGGUCCUUUCAUUCACCUCCUAGGACAGUCUUCUCACUUGCCAUUGCCAAGGAGCCUGAAACCCAUCAACAACCCAUACACAUAUAGAGCCGUGGCCCCCUCCUCGACACUAGUCACAGCACUAUUAAAAAUGAGAUGACCUCAGGCCUCAGUCAACAGUACCCACAAGCAGGUUCCUGGACCUAUUCCUAGAACAGCAGUCUAGUACCUUGACUAGAGCUCUUUCAUACAAGGAAAAUGUGUUAUAAAUGCUCUCAUUUAAUGUAACAAUUUUUAUACAUGUGAAAAAUCACUCUGGCAUUAUGCCUGGUUCUGUACAAAGAUAGUCAUCCCUGAGAAAGUUUGACAGAUAUAUGAAAAUAUAAAGGUCUUCCAAUUCAUUGGGAAGAUGGCCUAGCACCUGAUAGAUCCAUUAGGGCGUUCCAGAUCUGCCUAGAAGUUAUUCUCAUGAAAGUGGAUUUGUCAGCUGAGGCAAGACCAGCCCAUGGGGGUAGAGAUAAACAGGAAAGUGGGCUAUUAAGACAGACAGAUUUGGGGCCUCAGGGCUGAAACCCUCUCCACUGAAUGUGGUAGUCUCUUCAGCCUUGUUGUCCACCAUUUCUUUGUAUUGACGUUUGAAGAAGCCAAGCUAUGAGGGGAAGUAAAUCAGAAAAACUGGGUAAGAGCAAGGGAAGAAAGUUGGAAAUAGGAAGAAGCUAAGUGAGAAAAAGAGAAGGGAGCUAAGCUAACUUGUAUUUGUGUGCCAGAAAAUUUAUUUAUGUGAACAACAGCUAUCUCAUAUUAACUAAUGUGUGUUCCAAGCACCAUACUAGACAGAUGAUACACACCAUCUGUAGCAGAAAAGCAUAGACUUUGAAGUCAGGCAGGCCUGUGUACAUACUGUGGCCUAAUUUCUGCCUCACUUUAGCCACUCUGUGAUAUAAGUAUCAUCAUUGCAAAAAUUAAAAACAGGCUCAGACAGGUUGAACAAACUGCUUAACAUUAAACAGUGAGUUGAAUGAUAGAGCCAAAAUGUGCACCCAGGCCUGCCUGACUCCAGAGUCUGGAUUCUUCCUGUCCUAUCUGUGGAAGGGCUCAGGUUGGAUGGUGAUGGUGUCAAGAGUGGGAUGAAAAUACUCACCUUGUCCAGUGUAGCUGUGAUGAGAGCCAGCAGCAGCAGUCCUCCCACAGAGCUGGCCAUGAGGGGGAUGGGAUUGUAGACUCCAUACUCUUCCAGCACUGUCUCCAUCUUAUUUGGGAGUGACCUUGUCUUGGUUACCUAGUGCUGCUAUAACAGAAAUACCACAAGUGGAUGGUUUUAACAAAGAUAAAUUUAUUCUCUCACAGUCUAGUAGGCUACGAAUCCAAAUUCAGGGCAUCGGCCCCAGGGGAAGGCUUUCUCUCUCUGUCAGCUCUGGAGGAAGGCCCUUGUCAUCAGUCUUCCCUUGGUCUAGGAGCUUCUCAGUGCAGGGACCCCAGGUCCAAAGGACUCACUAUUCUCCUGGCUCUUGUUUCUUGGUGGUAUGAGGUCCUCUUGUCUCUCUGCUCGCUUCUCUCUUUUGUAUCUCGAAACAGAUUGGCUUAAGAUACAGUCUAAUCUUGUAGAUUGAGUCCUGCCUCAUUAACAUACCUGCUGUUAAUCCCAUGUCAUCAACAUCAUAGAAAUUGAAUUUAUAAUACAUAGGAAAAUCACAUCAGAUGAUAAAAUGGUAAACAAUCACACAAUACUGGGAAUCAUGACCUUGCCAAGUUGACAGAUUUUUUUUGUGGACACCAUUCAAUCCAUGACAGACCUCAUCAGAAAACAUCAGGCCUCAUGCUGUCCAGACUUCUCCAAGGUUCCCCAACCUGUAGUUCCUUUCCCUCCUCCCCCAGGCCCUGCUCCAAGGGUUAAGAUGCAGAAGUACUUGUGGGCUUAGGGACAACUGUCCUGCCCAUGGACCUUCAUCUUUCUUCCCUCCAGGCCUACAAACCUCCCACCCAACAUCAUAGAUUUAGCAUCAGGAGCUCUUUCACCGGGCUGGCCACUACGUGCCACACAAUCAAUAGCUGGGCUCUAAUAAAUGCCUCCUGUCCUGGAGGCUGAGAAUACACACAUCCAUCAAAUGUGAUUUCAGCCACACUUACAACCAAUACCUUCUUCUGUAGCAUCUGCAAAAGAGAGGGGAAAAGCUGAGGAAUUGUCCUUAGAGAAGGCUCAGAGUUUAACAAAUGGCCUGGCUCUAGGGUAGGCAGAGACACAUCAGGUACCACCUGAAUCUGGGGGAGAGAGGCUUUGCUCUUGGGCUCUACACACCUGGCUGAUCCAGGCAAAGAUGCAGUUACCCUUCAGGAUGAAGUCAAGCUCCUCCUGGAUGCUGAAGGAGGGAAUGUCACAGCAGAAUCUCAGGCAGAUGGCAAUGGAGCAGUCCUGGGGACAGAAGAAGAAUGAAGUUGAGGAGGCGAGGAACUAUAAGAGAAAAUAAGGUUAGUCAGAUUAUGGGUGAAGAAUAGAUAAAUUACAGGUUGUAUAUAUAGUCUUCAAUCUAGUAGUACAAUUCCCUAUAUCUCCUAAAUGUUCAGCUGGUUCUGCUGUGGGAUCUGGGGCCUUUAUCACCAACAUGGGGUUCCUUGGAAUCCUGGUCAGGAAGUCAGAACAUUGGGGAUGUUCCCUCUCUGACACCUGUGAAGGGGCCACCACAGCCACAUCCCACGCAGCCACUACCAUCCAGCAGGAUGGGAACCCAGAAAUUAAUGCUGAAGACCGAAUCUUGCUGACUCAGGUUAUUCACCUGCAGCAAAUUGAAACAGAACAUUAUUGUGGUCCCUGGAGCAUACCAAAUCCCACAUCUUUCUUGAUUCUACCCCUUGGCUCAUCUCUAUCCUUCCCUCCAACUUCCAGAUUUAUCAGCACCAUGGGAGGGUAGACAUAGAGGUUCCCCGGCCCCUCAUGUAACAUUCACACUUGACCUCUUUCCUGCUCUUCUCAUCAGAAGUUGAAAAGUUGAAGUACAUGGUAGAGCUUUCCUGCUUGGAGAGAGAGAGGGCUUCUUGGUGAUCAAUUGCCCUGAGACCAUCCCCAGUUGUACUCUAGCCUGCUGCUAUGGGCUUUGUUGGGCCCAGCAGAUGACCCAGGGAAAUAACAGUAGUCCCCACAUACCUCUGCAGCCUCAACUCCAGCUGCUCUCCUCUUGAUGUCCUUUGACCCCAUCACUCAGAACUAUUAGCUCUUCCUUUGAUACCUCUGGCUCUUUCAUGACUUUGCUCAAACUCUUUCUUCUGUUUGGAAUGUCCUUACCCAGCUCCCUUCUAGAAAAUUUCACUUACAGGUCCAACUUAAACAUUACCCCCCGCCAUGCUUAAACAUUUUCCCGUGGAAAAAAGCUUUCACUAGUAGGUAUGUGGUUGGCCUCAGGUAAUGCUUGUAGUGGAUGCUGCCAGAGCAAAUAAGCAUAAGGGGACCCCUCAGGAGGAUGGCUGGGGCAAAAAUGGAGUGAGAGCCCUCCAUAGGGGGAAUGAAGAUAUUGUCUGUUGGAUGUGGCCGUCCUGGGGCAGGUAAGUAAAUGUGAGGGAAUAUGGAACAUGAACACAAGCCCAUGGCAUGGACAUAAGUGUGCCAGGCUUCAGGUGGGUAUCGUCCAUCCAUCCAUGCCUUCAUUCAUUCAGGAAACAUUUACCAAAUGCCAGGCUAUGUGCUUGGUCCUGGAGUUCAGUAGUUAAUAAGCCAUAAUCCCUGCCCUCCCAGAGCUUAGCAUCUAACGUGUCAGUGGAAUCAAGCAGACAAGCAGAGGGAGCUGUGUGUUUUAAUACCACCUAGCAUGCAGAAGCCAGACCAGCCACACAGAUAUUCCAAGACCCCAGCAAUUUUCCCACAAAUGUAGCUAUCAUCUUGGUAAUUAAGAACAUAGGCUCUGGAGCCAGACUGCUUGGGUCCAGAUCUCAUGUCUACCACUUCCUACCUGAGUAACUUGAGGAAAGUUACUUGACCUCUCUGGAUCCCUAUAGUUUCUUCCUCUUUAAAAUAAGGAUGCUAUUAAUAGUGACUACCUAUUAGAGUUGUGAUGAGGGUUGCAGAAGUACCUAGCACAGAGUAAGUCUUCCAUAAACGUUAGAGCUUAUCUUUUUUUUUUCCUUUAGUAUGCUAGCCUUCCUCUCUGCUCCUCACCACAACCUUUUCCCUCUCUGCUUCAGUUUUCUCAUCCUUCAGUUCUAAACCUCUUUUCAAGUCUGAGUAAAUCACCCAGCAUUCGCAAUCCUCUGAGAGGCAUGUAGUGUAUUUCCAUGGGCGUGGGCUCCAGAGCCCGCCAUCUGGGUUUGAUUCCUGUUUUUACCAUUCAGCAGUUGGAUUACAGGGGCAAGUUAUUUAACCUCUUGGUUUCUGUAUGGAUAAAAACGGGGAUAAAAAUAACUAUCUCAUAGAGUUAUUGGGAGGACUAACUCAAGGAAUACAUGUAAAGUACUUAAAACAAUACCUGCUAUAUCGUAAGUAUAUAUGUAAGUUCACAUUAUAAAUUCUAGCAUUUUACAUGGAUGGAAAAGGAAACUCACACAUGGGGUAUGGAACGGCAAUGACACUGCCUGAGUCCCCCUCCCUGGUUCACUUAAGAAUUCACACAACAUCGGCAGCAGCAACAGCAACAGCAGUGGCCUCUGUCCCAUGGCAAUAUUGCAGGCUCUGGCCAACUUUCUAAACCUCUGGAGUUUUUUCACUCAGUCUGGUGGGUGGGGGUCCUUAACCCUGCUUCCAGCAUGGUUCAUCUUCUCAGCCCACCUUCAGAACCCAGAGCAGCAGCCCUACACUUGCCUUCCUGUGGCCUACCUAGGCCUUGGGCUCUUCCCAAUGGUUUCUCCACUCUGAGUUUUGUAGAAACCCAACAUUUCCUUUCCCCUAUGUGGCAACAGACCACAUCCUGCUUGGAUGCAAGAGCUCCAUUUCAGUGCUCUCGGAAAUGCCACAGUCUCAAUCUAGUAGCGUUGCUUCAGGCAUGUUCAUGUUUAGCACAAAGGAGAGGAUUGGCUUCACGUUAAAGGAAGCCUGCAUCUUGGAGGGAGACGAGGGAUGCACAGUGGUGUCAAGGUGUGUGUGUCCUAACGGCAGGCUUGCUUAGCCAGUGCUGAGGGACUCGCUAGAGAAGAAUCAAGAAUUGUGCUAUAAAUAUAUGGUUGACCACCCACACAAGCAUUCCUAUGCAAGAAAUCAGAAGGGCCAGUUUAAGUACCCACCCUCAAAAGAGCAGGCUGGGCUGCAGAGAUCGGUACCAGUCUUGAAGGAAGGUCAGAAGUCCCAGGGGAGGUCAGGGAUUAGCCACCUGCUGCUUACUGUAUAAACAGCAUAUUUCACUGGGAGCUCCAGCUGGAAGGUAGUCUUGUUGGUUGUAGGCUUACUAUUUUCACUGGAGAAAGAGAGGGGACCCUGAUUGGAAGAAAUCCAGGAGAAGCAUCUUGAACUGGAGUGUGAGACUGGUGGGAGGAAGGGGGAAAGACACACUAUCCCUCAGCCUGACCGGGGUCCACCUGCUUGCAUUGGCCAUCUGAAGCAGCUUUUCUCCCAGGGUGGCCUUGGGAGAGACAUCUAAUGUGACUAUGAAGAUUCCCUGAAGGAAGAAGGGAUGAGGAUAGGGAAGGUCAUGGGGGAGUGAGAAAAGGGGAAUGAGUCAAGGCAUGGGAGAAUAGUGGCAAGGAUUUGGAGGGAAGUACUGAUCUCAAUGCCCUUUUGGAAGAUGGGGUGGUUGAUGCUGCAGCUACUGCUCCUCAGGUUUUUGCUCCCAGGGGGCAUUGCCUCACAUGCCAGGUGUAGUGGGGACUGAUGAGGUUGGUUCUAGGGAAGGAGAAUGAGUUCAAAAAGGUUACCCACAUGCAUAUAUGGACUUGCUAUAACAAUGGUGACAUUGCAAAACAUUAGGGAAAUGACAGACUUUUUAAUAAAUGAUGCUGGAAAAAUUGGCCCAUACUAAAAAAAAAAAGAAGAAUAUAUUGUAUCUCUACCUCCAUACACUAAAUCCCAAGAGGAUUAAAGACUUAAAUGUGAAAAAGCGAAACUACAAAGCUUUUAGGAGCUAAUAUAGAGGAAUAUCUUCGUGACCUCAGGGUAGGGAAUUAUUUUUUUAAAAAGACAUUUCAAAAAGUACUCAAUACAAAAGAUUGAUAAAUCAACCACAAUAAAAUUAAGACAUUCUUUUUAUUAAAAGACACUAUAUUCAGCCAGUAGAAGAAACGAAGUCUUGAUACAUGCUACAAUAUGGAUGGAGCUUGAAGACAUUAUGCUAAGUAAAAUAAGUCAACCAUAAAAGGACAAAUAUUGUAUGACCUCACUUAUAUAAAAAGACAAGAAAUGACAAAUGUGUAGAGAACAAAGUUUAUUAGUGAUUACCAGGGGCAGAAGGGAGGAGGAAAAGAGAAGUUGAAAAAUUGUAUUAAGGGUAGGGUUGCACAGCUGAUUAUUGUAAUUGCUGUCAGUAAGUUGUACAUCUGUAACAAGUUGAAUUGGUAAAAGUUGUGUGAUAGAUAUGUUUACAACAAUGACCAAAAAAGAGAGAGAGAGUAGCUAUGGAGGCUGCUUAUGUACAAUCAAAAGCCUCAUGGGAUUUGGUUUCUUGGUUUGGAGGUUCAGGGUCACGAUUUCAUGGGACAUCCCAGUUAAUUGGUCUAAUAAUAUGUUUAAUGCUUUUGUUCUACCUUCUAGUUUGUUGCGUAGUGUCUGGGGUCUUAAAAGCUUGCAAGUGGCCAACCAAGGCAUAACAAUUGGUCUCCAUUCCUGGAGCAACAGAGGAAGAAGGAGAGUCAAGAAUAGGAGGAAGUUAUGGAAUGUGUGGCUAAUUGCCUCCAUGAACAACUGCCUUUUUUACCAUGAAACCAAAGGAACUGGAUGGUGCAUGGCUACCAUUAUUGAACAUUUUGAUCAAAGAUUCUGUAAAGAAUCCUGAUCAAAAGGGGGGAAUAUGCAAAACACAAUUUCAAAUUCUCCUGGACUCCAGACUUCCUGGAGCCGUGAAGAUUGGAGGAAUCCCUGAAACUAUUGCCCUGAGAUCAUUUUUAAAUCUUAAACCAAAAUAUCCCCUGAAGUAGUCUUAAAAUCAAAUGGUAGUUUAGCUUAACUAGUAAAAAAUGGCCUCCUUAAGCAUUACACUCUUUUAAGAACUAUCCAUGUGGGAUCAAAGUGACAAGAGCAACUUGAAAGAUUAGAUAAGAACCUUAGGAGGCAGUGACUUUAUGUUAACGUGGAAGGAACAACUCAGAAAAGGAGGGUGAAAAUGGUUAUACAACUCAAAGCAUGUAAUCUAUGUCACAAAAUGGUACAUGUAGAAACUUGAAUUGGUGUAUGUUUUGCUCUGUAUAUUCUCAACAACAACAGCAAAAUAAAUACAUUUUUAAAAAAUGGUCAUGGUCAAAAUUAGGAAACAAUUCAAAUGGCCAUCAAUUAUGGAAUAUAUAAAUAAAUUGUAAUACAGUCAUACAAAGGAACUGUAUACAACAAUGAAAAUUUGUACAUGGAUUUUGGAGACAUGCAACAAUAUGGAUGAAUCUAACAAAGAAAAUAUUGAAGGAAAGAGGCAAAAUGCAAAAGAAUACAUAUAACAUUUCCAUUUAUAUAAAGUUCUUGGGAAAACUGAACAUUAUUAUUUAGUGAUGCAUUCAUAGGUGGUAAAACUAUAAUGAAACAUAAGGAAAUGAUUAUCAAAAAGUCAAAAUAGUGGUUACCUUUACGAACAGGACUCACGGUGAGAGGGUUUCUGGGGGUGCUGGCAGUGUUUUAUUUAUUUUUUUUAAGUUGGAUUCUAAUUGCACAUAACUCAUUGAACUGUAUAUAUGUUUUAUGCUUAUAUAUAUAGACAUACAGAGAGAGAGUCAUUGAAGAAGAAUUAAAAGGAACUACAAUGGCGCAGGAUAGGGGAGAGGGCUCAGCCAGCUAGAACCUAAGGGAGGUGUUUACCUGGGUCUCUAGCACCUGCUGAUAGGACAGCCCUGGUGGGUAGUAAAAGUUGAUCAUGGUUCCAUAGGAAUCCUCACCCCAUUCCACAUUGAGCUCCAGGGAGCUCCCCACCAUUAGAGUCUGUAGGCUGAAAGGGGAAGGACAAGAACGGGAGUGUAACUCCAUUGGAAACAGAUUGGAAUUGGGUCCGGGUGGAUUGUGGGAACUCAUAAGCUAAGGGCUAAUAGCAUUUCAAUCAAAACCAUUUCUUUGUUAGAAGGAGACCCAAAGGCCAGCAUGAGCACUUAUCAUAUAAGGAUGGGAGACCCAGAAGCUUGAGUGUCAGGACAUAAAAGGAGAGAGAGCUUACCCUGAGAAGCUAAGGCUGACGCUCAGAUCUACUUCAUAGAGGUGAUAUUGUCCACAGUUCUUCUCAAAGGGGAACUGCAGCAAAAUAGUGUAUUCUCAUCCCAUCCCGUGUCUUAAUCUUUCUUCAACCCCUUCGUCAGAAGCACUCAUCAACACUGAGUAUUACUGAGCACCUACUCAGAACCCAGCACUGUGCUAGACAUUGGCAAGGAGUGAGGGGGUAUAGAAUAUAAAAGAAAAGGGAAGACAAGGGAGAAGGAGGCUGGCACAUUUAAAAAAUAGAAAUAUCAGCAUGGUUGGAGUGUAUUGAGUAAGAGGUGGUGGGUUACGGUGAGGCUGGAGUGGCAUAUUGGGGCCAAAUAAGAGAGGACAUUGUAGGGGAGGAUUUUGGUCUUUAUAAAUGCAAGGAGGAACAACCAGAGUUCCUCUAAAAUGCUAGUUCUCUAACAGUGAGGGAAUCAGCAUUUUCGAGGAACUCUAGUUCCUCUGUGGUGGAUGGAUUGUGGAGGCAAGAAUUGACGUGGGGAGCCAGCUCAAAUUUUUGUUACUUUGGUCUAGGUAGGAAAGAGAAGUGGUGGUCUAAAGGUGGCUGGGACUGCUAGAGAAAAGUGCACAGAAUCCGGAUCUCUCCUGGAGAUAGAAUUAACAGGUAUGGGUGGUGAAAGGGGGGGAGAGAAGGGACCCAGGUUUCUGACACGGGCACCUGAGUGGAUGUGGAGGUGAGAUUUGGAUUACUGGGGCCCAUCUGCCCUGCAGACAGGGCUGGGGGCCUUUAGUGUGAUGGGGAACUGGGUCAACUUGGACCUCUCCUAGCUGGCCAAGUGAGCUUUUGUAGAUAGUGCGGCAGACUGUGGCAUCCCUGCUUCCAGGGUAGUGGGCACCUCUCCCCAGCACUGGUAUGCAGCGCUACCCCAACUUUCAGCACGGGCUGACUCUUGAAGUGUGCAAGCAGGGGCUGAAGACAGGGCAGUGGCCUCUGGGAGGAAAAGUAUCUGGAGGGGUGGGGGCAGCACUGGUGAAUUCAGACCCACAGUGGGCAAGGGUGAGGUGUGGGGGGAAUUGUUACCUGAGCAGUAGCAUGUGUCCCUGGGCCCCCAUGGCCAAGUCUGCCAGUCCAUCCGGGUUCAGGUUCUGACCCCUACUCAGCAACUGCCCAAAAUACUUGAGCUUGGGAGGGAGAUGGGAACCUGUGAUCUGCUGGUCAGAGAGGGAAAGGAGCAGUAGAAGUUGAGGGAGAGUGAUUGGAAAGGUUCGAGGAGGAAGAUUUAGAAAGGAGACUGCAAUGAAAGGGAUUGGAAUGAAGAAACUGGAAAGGAAAGAAGAUGGGAUACAAAUGGGAAGUAAUCAGAGUGAGAAUAUCAGGGACCCCAGAAGGGAUGUCUUUUGGUCCAACCCAUCAUGAUGGUGCAGAUUAAAUAUGAAAUAAAAACAUAACAAUGGGAAUAUAAUAGAUUCAUUUAUUCAUAAUUUCUUAUGUUCAUUUGUAGAUAUUUGAUGAAUGGAGUGCUUAUUGCUUCCUUGUGCUCUCUACAAAAAGCCUGUGGAGGUGUUUUAUCAUUUCCAUGUUUCACAGAAGAAAACUAAGGCUCACAAAGGCUAAGUUAGUCACUUGCCUAAGGUGACACAGCUUAGUGAUGGCCUUGUCAAGGAAUUUGACCUGUGUCUGAUUCCAAAGCCCACUCUCUUCAGCAUUAAAAGCAAAAAAAAAAAAAAAA